AUGGAACAGGAAGGACUGAGCCUGGUCCGCGCUACGCCACCGCACGGACACCCUAGCCCACACGAGCAUUCCAGUACAUGGAUCCCUCAUCAAACUCCGGAAUGCAGCUCGCCGCAGGAAGACGACCAUUUUCCCGAAGGCGAUUCCCUCGAGCACCUCGCUCUUGAGCUAUACGUGGAGACCCUAUUGAGCCGAGCGCAUGCACUCCUUUUCAACUCUAUCCGUGACGAUGUCAAUGGCCAGGACACCCUGUUUGAUCGAGGCAAGGAAAUACUGGAAGAGGCAGUGUCAUUGUGCCUCUCACGACAGUAUUCCGUGAGCAAUGCGCUGAUCGCAAAAUGCUGGUACAUGAGGGGUUUCCUUGCCGACAUCAGUGGUGAUGACGAUAACGCCCUAAGAAGUUUUGUACAAGCCGCGAGCCUUGAUGCGAGUUACAAAAGCCUUCAGAGGGUGCUAUGGUACCUCCGGAACCAAGAUGACCUCGAUGAACUAUUCGAGGCUUGGGAUGACCCGGAAGAACCAGUCGAGAGCCGGAACGACGAGUACCACGUGGGGGAGCCCGAUUCGCAUAGCGACGCAGCGUCAACAAUGUCACCUCCAAGUGUGCACACGGAAAAUUCUCGACAUAGUGAGCUGUUCCAAUUUCUUCUGAGAGAUAUAAACAAUAACGGCUUGACAGAAGACAAGCUCAUUAAAGGAAUCCCGUCGCCAGUCUUUGCUCCACGUUGGCCGCAUCACUUGCCACCAAUUGCCACCCCACACAACGGGCUCGUGACCCCAACGGAUAGGGUCGAUCAACUGGUCCUCGAGAAAAUCUACGGUUCGGGCGGCGAAAGACGGGCGGCCCAGGAAACCCGCGAGGCGUUGAAAGGACACGAAAACUCCCCCAUCAGAGACCUUUUCCUGCGGCGGGUAGAGGAGACCAAGGAGAAGGCCAAAAUGGAAGCAGGGGAGCGGAUGCGCCAGAUCCGAGAAGCCAGGACACGGCAGGCUUCCGCAGAUUCCAGGCGUCUUUCUGGCCAAGAGGCUCUCCUGUCCGAUGGACCCAGUAUUGCAGAGCUGGACACCACGACUGCGCCUGCGGAAGACGGUGCCGGGUCACCUCGCAAGUUGACAAUCAACACUCGAGGAAUCAGACGACUGUCGAUAUCGUCAAAGUCGAGCGACCGUUCACCAGCUCCGCCCAGUCCGUUGAGGAAAACGUCCUUGCCAGGAGACGCGCAAGCUGCUCACUGA
Messenger RNA from Fonsecaea multimorphosa CBS 102226, 1236 nucleotides. RefSeq lists its product as uncharacterized. The transcript has a single exon. Bases 1 to 1236 code for a protein of 411 amino acids. The record is from RefSeq and is a predicted model, not a curated record. Lineage: Eukaryota; Fungi; Ascomycota; Eurotiomycetes; Chaetothyriales; Herpotrichiellaceae.